AGUCGUGUUGUGCGUCUCAUAGUGUUAACAAGUGACAUUAAAAAUGGUUCUGGACACUGAAGACUGGGCAGAUGAGCUCCCCCCAGAACAAAUUGCCGUCCUACGCAAAGCCUUCGAUGGCUUCGACCACAACCGCUCGGGCAGUAUCCCCUGCGAUUUUGUCGCAGACAUACUUAGAAUGAUGGGGCAACCCUUCAAUAAGAAGAUCCUAGAAGAACUCAUCGAAGAAGUCGACGCCGACAAGUCUGGACGCCUUGAGUUCGGCGAGUUCGUUACCCUUGCCGCCAAAUUCAUCGUUGAAGAGGACGCCGAGGCUAUGCAGAAAGAACUCAGGGAAGCAUUUAGAUUAUAUGACAAGGAAGGCAACGGUUACAUUCCCACAUCUAGUUUGCGCGAAAUUCUGCGUGAGUUAGACGAACAGCUCACAGAUGAGGAGUUGGACGGCCUCAUUCAGGAGAUCGACACAGACGGCAGCGGCACCGUAGACUUUGACGGUAUUAUACUUAACCUUUCCCAUUUUUAUUAAGUAUUUAUAUACCUAACCUAACCUAACCAUACCAAGAUAUUAACCUAUUGGACUCAUAGCUUCUAAUUUAUCUAAGAUUUAUUGAUUCAAAAAUAGGACCUAUAAAAAUCAUCAUGUGUGUGGCUUCAAUCUCAAUCUCAUUCAGAAUUAAUUAAUUUCAUAUAAACUUUAUAUAUCAUAAUAAAGUAAAAAGAGUUAAGGUCAAGCACGCUUACACGAGAAGGCUCCGAUCCAGCGAUUCACAUGCUAUUCAAACUUGAGCAUUAAAUCUAAAUAGUUAUAUAUAUAUUGUUUUAGUCAAAUUUUAAUUAGGUGCUCGAUGGCGUGGUCGCUCGGUCUGUCGAUUGUUAAGAAUUUUCGCAAUGCCUGGUCAUAGCAAAGGUGACCAAAAAUGUAUUAUCUCUAGCGUCUGCAGUCUAACGGCAUUGCGCUCUUGAGAUGGGUCAUGGCCCAUUCAUCCUGUUCGAUUCGAUUUCAUCUUAAUAAAGUUCCACAAAAUGUAGUUCACCUACCCAUAAAUAAAUUUAAAAUUCAUGUAAAGAACAUACUUAUGAGUAAAGGCUAUUAUAAAGUUGAUGAUUAUUUUAAGGAUCGCAAUGCAUGGAAUUAAUAGCCUUCGCUUUGUUCUAUAAAGACUAAUUAUAUGUUCAACCUAUGUCCUACAGACUUAGAAAGUUGUAUUUAUUAUUGUGAUAAUACAUAUUAUUUUGGUAAUGACAUGAUUUAUGUAAAUGUCAUUACUUAUGAUAAAAAGCUGGUAAGUUUCUUUCGCUUGUUUUUCUUGUCAGCUAAAAGACGUCCUGAACGAGUGGUAGGGGAAAAAAAAAAUAUUUGGACGAUUCAAAAGUGCUUGUAAUAGCCUACUUGAAUAAAGAUAUUUUCAUUUCAUUUCAUCUACAAGGAAGAACUGCCAAGAACAUUUUGUUUAUUCCAAUAUCAAUAACACAGAAUAUACAUUCAAGUUCCCCAUAUUUUUAUUGCCAAACUGCGAAAUAUUCAAUAUACAGACUUAAAAAAUAUAAUAUUUCAUUAAUGUCUUUACUUUGAAGUUUUUGUAGCGAGCUAAUAUCGUUAAUUAUAUUAACCGAAAGUUUAUGUCUGCAUUUGUCUAUCCUAUGUCAUAACUAUUUUUUUUGUUACAGAGUUCAUGGAGAUGAUGACGGGAGAAUAAGCAACUAAUUCUAUUCUUUUCUAUACUUUUAUGAUUUAAUUUAAGGAAUAUCUAUAUUUCGGUACUUCAACCUUUCGAAUCGUGGGAAUAUUGGCAAGAUAUUUUAACGUCAAAUUGAAAGGAACAAUCCAAAUAUAUCGACAAUAAUAAAGUUAUUAUUGUAACUAUUGUACAAAUUAAUAUUUGUUCAUUUGAUGUGUGUGAUUGAGUAAUGUUUAUACCUACUUAUUAAUAAAUCUUUUAUUCUACUA
Molecule: messenger RNA, 1948 nt
Organism: Diatraea saccharalis (sugarcane borer)
Lineage: Eukaryota; Metazoa; Arthropoda; Insecta; Lepidoptera; Crambidae
Source: the annotation of a GenBank genome assembly